This is a messenger RNA of Saprolegnia diclina VS20, 13833 nucleotides long. RefSeq lists its product as hypothetical. NCBI's taxonomy places the organism in Eukaryota, Oomycota, Saprolegniomycetes, Saprolegniales, Saprolegniaceae. Gene Ontology annotation, molecular function: dynein intermediate chain binding; minus-end-directed microtubule motor activity; ATP binding. Gene Ontology annotation, biological process: microtubule-based movement. Gene Ontology annotation, cellular component: dynein complex. Bases 41 to 13789 code for a protein of 4582 amino acids. The record is from RefSeq and is a predicted model, not a curated record. The transcript is spliced from 6 exons.
GGUCAAGAGACGCGAAGCAAGCCGACUCGUCGCCGUCACGAUGGCCAGCGCGCGCAUGCAGUGGGUCGCGACGCGCAUCGUCGAGAGCUUCGAGCCACUCGUGUCCACCAGCGAAGUCAACGAGUUCUUAUCGGCGCCGUCGACCAAGAAGCUCUGGGACGAUCUCGUCGGCGCCAAGGACGUUAGCAAGAUCUUCAUCCACUUCCAAGCCGACCCGGCCGACAAGGGCGAUGCGUCGCGCACGCGGCUUACGGCGUCGGCGGGCAACACGAUCCCGAUCCGGUCCAAGUGUUGUUACUUUCUGCGCGUCACAGCCGAUGGAAAAGCCGUCGACACGACCAAGGCCAGCGACGGGACGCUUCUCUUUGGCGAACUCGCGCCCAACGUCCUUCGCGACCUCGAAGCGACGCUCUCGCAGCUCUUCACGCCGCUCUUCAAAGCGCGCGAAGACUGGGGCAAGGCCGACCCGGACCUUCGCGUCGAGUUUAUGACCGAGUCGGAGAAGUUUGCCAACGACCUCAAGGAGGCUCUCCACAGCAUGGACAGCGGACUCGAGCUCCGCCGGCCCGAUCGCGAACACGAGAACGCGGGCACGCGCGGCGUAGCCGUGAGCGAGUCGCCGCAGGUCAUUGCGCACUAUGAAGACGUCUUGAAGGAGUGGUGCGACGUGAUUUCAACGUACCUCGAGACCAACACGACAGGCGACGGCAAGAACAAGGACGACGAGAUCGACGACGACGGGCCGAUGGGCGAGCUCGAGUAUUGGCGCCGGCGCAUGCAGCGCUUGACGUCGAUCACGGAGCAGCUCAAGUCGAACGAAUACAAGGACGUCUUCUUCGUCUUGUCGCGGACCUCCAAGAACGUGAGCGACGACACGAAGCAGCGCAUCCAGACGCUGCUCCGGCGCUGGAAGCAGACCGACAUUAGCAUCACAGAAGCAACCAACGAAGCAAAAGACAACGUCAAGUACUUGUUUACGCUCGAAAAGUUCAUUGUGCCGCUCUACUCGGGGACGCCCAACACGAUCAUCGACACGCUGCCCGCGCUCAUGAACUCGAUCAAGAUGAUCCACUCGAUCGCGCGCUACUACAACACGUCCGAGCGCAUGGCGUCGCUCUUGACCAAGAUUACGAAUCAAAUGAUCACCAACUGCAAGGGCUGCAUCACGGGCGGCGAGACGUUCGAGGUCAUGUGGAGCAAGGAGCCGGAAGAGCUCGUGCGGAACCUCGACUCGUGCCUCAAGCUCAACGAGGCGUACCAGCAGCAGUACCGUGCGACCAAGGACAAGCUGUUUGCGAUGCCGAAAGGCAAGCAGUUUGAGUUCAACGAGAUGCAGAUCUUUGGCAAGUUUGACCUUUUUUGCCGGCGCAUCAUCAAGCUCAUCGACAUGUUUACGACCAUCCACCAGUUCUCGUCGCUCGGGCAGCACAAGCUCGAGGGCAUGGACGAGCUCAUUGGCAAGUUCAACGGCGUCAUCCGCGAGUUUCGGCUGCGCAACCACGACCUGCUCGACUACCGCAACAACCGAUUCGACCGCGAUUACGUCGAGUUCAACGUGCGCAUCUCGGACCUCGAAGGGCUCCUGCAAAAGUUCAUCAACGACUCGUUCGAGAACAUUACGAGCAUCGAGCACUCGCUCAACUUGCUGCGCAAAUUUCAAACGAUUCUCCAGCGCGAAAACCUCAAGUCCGAUCUUGACUCCAAGUUCAACGUCAUUUUCCAAAAUUACGGGCUCGAGCUCGAGCACGUCUUGCAGCAGUACGAGCGCCAUAAGCACAACCCACCGUAUCCCCGCAACCUCCCGCCCGUCGCCGGCAACAUUACGUGGUCGCGCCACCUCCUCAAGCGCAUUGAGGAGCCAAUGAAGAAGUUCGAGUCCAACCAGAACGUCCUCGCGAGCAAGGACGCGAAGCGCAUCAUCCGCAUGUACAACAAGGUCGCGCGGACGCUCGUCGCGUUCGAGUACAUUUGGUACCAAGCGUGGGUGCAGUACAUCGACACGGCGAAAGCCGGGCUCCAAGCCACGCUCAUCAUUCGCCACCCCGAAGACAACAUUUUGUACGUCAACUUUGACCCAGAGAUCCUCCAGCUCCUCCGCGAAGCCAAGUGCCUCGAUCGCAUGGGCAUUGAGAUCCCCGAGUCGGCGAAAAUCGUGCUCCUCCAAGAAGAAAAGUUCAAAAACUACUUCAACGAACUCCAAUUCGCGCUCUCCGAGUACGACCGGAUCGUGACCAAGGUCAUUCCCGUCACCGCGAUGCUGCUGCGGCCGCACUUCAACGACAUGGAGUUCAAGCUCCGGCCGGGCAUGAUCACGCUCACGUGGACGAGCAUGAACAUUGAAGCGUACCGCAACCACGUGCACACGGGGCUCCAGCGGCUCGAGGAGCUCGUGACCAACAUCAACGACAUCAUCGAGAACCGCGUCGAGAAGAAUCUGCGCAUCGUGUCCAAGACGAUGCUCGUGGACCUCCCGACGGACCAGUCGUUCUCGCUCGACGAGUUUGUGUCGAUGCAAGGCUCCAACAUUCGCCGCGCUGGCGCGCUUCUCCAAGGCAAGAACAUUGAGAUUGAGAACGCGGUCGAGGACUUGCUCAAGAUCAUUACGCAGUACCCGCUCGACUCGCACAUCGAGAGCGUCUCGACCGAAGAAGCGAUGAAGCUCAAGAAGCACUACAACCACUUUAUGUACCAAGCGCUGCUCCAUUGCACAAAGAACUCGCUCAACAGCGUCAAGAAGCGCGUGGCGUCCCGCGCCGGCGCCACGCCGCUCGCGACAGACCGGCCGUUCUUUGAAGUCGACGUGCAGCUGAGUAUCCCGCGCGUCCAGCUCUCGCCGAGCCUCGACGACAUCCAGUUGGCGAUCAACCGCGCGGCCCAGACCGUCCUCGCAGCCGCCAAAGAGCUCUACGACUGGGGCCAAGCCGAUGUGCCAAAGGAAGAGAAGACGACGUUUUUCGAGCGCAUCACCAAAGACAUUGAGAUCGUCCGCGUCGUCUUGCUCUUGACGGGCAGCGUCCAGGGCUUGCGCAACAGCGUCACCGAGUACCUCGCGUCCUUCAAGCAGUACGAGUGGCUCUGGAUGGAGAACAAGGACGUGUCGUACGACGACUUUCUCAAAAAGAGCCCCGAGCUCCAGGACUUUGAGCGCAAACUCAAAUCGUUUGUCAUUAUUGACGAAGACAUUACGGCGAUCCCGGCGGUGCACAACAUUGGCGCGCUCUCGCUAAAUACGCGCAACAUCAAGCUCCAGCUCAAGCACGAGAACGCGCAGUGGAAGCUCAAGUACAGCGACAAUUUACACAAUCAAGCGCGCAAAAAGAUGGAGUCGCUCACCGAGUACUUCCGCAGCAUGAUGGGCAAGCUCAACCGCAAGGUCGUGGACCUCGACUCGCUCCGGUUCGUCAUGAACCUCCUCAAAGAAGUCCGCGCGCGCGAGAGCGGCAUCAACAUGGAGAUCAACCCGGUCUUGGACAUGUACGAGAUGCUCGAGUACUACCUUCCGGACGGCUUUAUGGAGAAGGAAGAGAUGGACCAGAAGUCCGUGCUGCGGAGCAACUGGCGCAAGCUCAUCCACCACGCCGAGACGCGCACGGACGAGCUCUCCAAGACGCAGGCGGGCUUCAAGCGCGGGCUUCUCCGCGAUAUCAAGGAGUUCCUUGUCGACGUCAAGCACUUUCGAGAAGACUUUUUGGCCAACGGACCCAUGGUCAUUGGCAUCUCGGCGUCCGAAGCCGUCGAGCGCUUGAACCGGUACAAAGAAGAGUACAAGAUUCGCGAGCGCAAGCAAGAUCUCUACACGUCGGGCGAAGAGCUCUUUGGCUUACCGAAAACGAGCUACCCGGAGCUCGAGAUGACCAAGAAGGAGCUCCAGCUCCAAGACAAGCUCUUUGGCUUGUACGUCGACGUCCUUAGCACGCUCGAAGAGUGGAAGACCAUUCCGUGGGUCCAAGUCGCACAAAACAUGCAGUCGAUGACCGAGAAGGUCGACGGCUUCUCGAACCGCUGCAAGAAGAUGCCGGCCAAGCUCCGCGAGUGGGAGGCGUACGCGGUCUUGAAGAAGAUGAUUGAUGACUUUACCGACAUCCUCCCGCUGCUCCAAGAGCUCAGCAAACCGUCCAUCAAGCCGCGCCAUUGGGACGCCGUCAUGGAGAAGACGAGCACAUCCUUUGAUGUGAACGCGGCCGACUUCAAGCUCCAAGCGCUCAUGGACGCCAACAUUGUGCUCUACAAGACCGAGAUCGAAGAGAUCACGGACGGCGCCGACAAGCAGCUCAAGAUCGAGAUCGCGCUCGCCGAAAUCAACGAGCACUGGGACGCCGAAGAGUUUCAAUUCAACGACUGGAAGAACCGCAACGUACCGGUGCUCAAAGGCGUCGUGCCGGUCGUCGAGGCCCUUGAGGAAGCGCAAAUGAACCUCCAGACGAUGCUCAGCAUGCGCCACGUGCUGCCGUUCAAGGAGGUGGCGCAGCAAAAGCUCGAGCAGCUCAGCGACACGAGCGAGACGCUCGAACGCUGGAUCAAAGUGCAAAUGCUAUGGUGCUCGCUCGAGUCGGUCUUCACGGGCGGCGACAUUGCCAAGCAAAUGCCGGUCGAAGCCAAGAAGUUUCAAAAGAUCGACAAGGACUGGGCCAAGAUCAUGACGAAGUCGGUCGAGAUCAAGAACGCGGUCCAGUGCUGUGCGAGCGAGCUCCUCAAGUCGUGCCUCCCCAACAUGUACAGCGAGCUCGAAAAGUGCCAAAAGUCGCUCGAAGGCUACCUCGAGCAGAAGCGCAACAAGUUUCCGCGCUUCUACUUUGUAUCGAAUCCCGGUCUUCUCAUGAUCCUCUCGCAAGGCUCCGACCCGCUGAGCAUGAACGAGCACUAUGAAAAGGUGUUUGACUCGAUCGAGCGCGUCAUCCACGACAAGAAGGACAAGACGCUCAUUCAUACGAUGGUCUCGGGCGUCGACGAAGUGCGCUUUUCGUCGAUUGUGAAAGCGCAAGGCAACAUUGAAGACUGGCUUGCGUCGCUUCUGCGGUCCAUGCAGCUCACGAUGAAGGACAUUUGCCGCCAUUGCGCCAGUGACGUUGGUGCAAUGAGCGCCGACAUCAAGCGCAUGCGGGACUUUGUCGAUCGCUACGUGGCCCAGUUUGCGCUCCUCGGUAUCCAAAUGAUGUGGACGAACGACGUGCAAACUGCGCUCGAGCAGUGCCGCAGCAAGAAGAACGCGAUGAAGGACAUGAGCCAGAAGCAGCUCCAAGUGCUCAUUGAGCUCUCAUCGUGGUGCCUCCAGGAUCUCGGCUCCAAGCAAAACCGCGUCAAGAUCGAGACGCUCGUGACGAUCCACGUCCACCAGCGCGACGUCAUGAGCGACUUGGCGCUGCUCUACAAGCAAAAGAAGAUUUCCGACCCGAACGAUUUCGAGUGGCUGAAACAAGCUCGCUUCUAUUGGCGGCCCAACAACGCCGACGAGUUUACUGCCGAUGGCGCGUGCGUCGUCUCAAUCACGGACGUCGACUUCAACUACCAAUUCGAGUACCUCGGCUCGAAAGAGCGACUGGUCGUGACGCCGCUCACGGAUCGAUGCUACAUUACGCUCGCCCAAGCACUCGGCAUGUACUUUGGCGGCGCCCCCGCGGGCCCCGCCGGCACGGGCAAGACCGAGACGGUCAAAGAUCUUGGGCGGACGCUGGGGAUCUAUGUCGUUGUGACCAACUGCACCGAUCAGCAAAAGUACACGGACUGCGCCAAGAUCUUCAAGGGACUGUGCCAGGGCGGUCUCUGGGGUUGCUUUGACGAGUUCAACCGCAUUCAGCUGCCCGUCUUGUCGGUCGUGGCGCAGCAAGUGCUCGCGAUCCAGAACGGCAAGAAGACGGGCGUCAAGUUCUUCCAGUUUCCUGGCGACCCGCAAAACAUCUUGCUUUUGCCCGUGUGCGGCUUCUUCAUCACGAUGAACCCCGGGUACGCCGGUCGGCAAGAACUGCCAGAGAACCUCAAGGCGCUCUUCCGCGGCGUCGCCAUGAUGGUCCCGGACUUUGAGAUCAUCAUGAAGGUCAAGCUCUGUUCGGUGGGCUAUCUCGAGUACCAAGAGCUCGCCAAGAAAUUCUUCAUCUUGUACUCGACGUGCAAGGAGCAGCUCUCGGCGCAAAAGCACUACGACUGGGGUCUCCGCAACAUUCUCGCCGUGCUCCGAAGCGCCGGCAAGAUCAAGCGCGACAACCGCAACGACCUCGAGGCCAAGCUCCUCUUCCAGACACUGCGCGAUAUGAACCUCUCCAAGCUCGUCGCGCAAGACGUCCCGCUCUUCCUCUCGCUCCUGCAAGACUUGUUCCCGACCGUGCCGCCGCCACCAAAAGGCGUCUACCCCGAGCUCGAAGCCGCGGUGCUGACGGAAAUCGACAAAAUUGGGCUUGUCAACCACCCGGGCUGGCUCAACAAGGUGAUCCAGCUCUACGAGACGCAGCUCGUGCGGCAUGGCAUCAUGCUCGUCGGUCCCACGGGCGGUGGCAAGUCGCGCAUCUUUGAGGUACUCCAGCAAGCGCUCACGUUCACAACCACGAUCAACCACAAGCAGUCGCGGCUCAACCCAAAAGCGAUCCGCGCCGCCGAGAUGUACGGCGAGGUCGACCCGAUGUCGGGCGAGUGGACCACCGGCGUCUUUGCGGCCAUGUGGAGCAAGUACAACCAGAAGAGCAACAAGUUUAUCAUGUGGAUGAUCUGCGACGGGCCGGUUGAUGCGAUUUGGAUCGAAGAUCUCAACACAGUCCUUGACGACAACAAGAUUCUGACGCUCGCCAACGGCGACCGCAUGCCCAUGACGGACAACGUCAAGCUCAUGUUUGAGGUCGAGACACUUGUGAACGCAUCGCCGGCCACGGUGAGCCGCGCCGGCAUUGUCUUUGUCUCGGACACGGACCUCGACUGGGCGCCGGUCGUCGAAGCGUGGAUUCGGAAGCGGCCGGCGUCGCACCAAGAGAUUUUGCGCAACCUCUUUAGCAAGUACAUGGGCGAGAACUCGCCGCUGCUCCCUGGUAUCGCGUUCGACUAUCUCGCGCGCAACACGUCUGGUGUCAUGCCCGUCUCGCGCGUCGGCCAAGCGAGUCGCUUGUACAACCUCAUGACGGGUCUCCUCCUCGGCGACCACGGCAACUCGCUCUCAGAAGACCCGGGGACACUGCAGAAGCAGCUCGAGAAGCUCUUUUUGUACUGCAUUGCGUGGAGCGUCGGGCAGCUGCUCGAGCCAGAAGACCGCGUCAAGUUUGACGAGUGGCUGCGCAACCUCGACGACCAGAAUUUGCUGCCCAAGGUCGUCGAUGGCAACCUCGUGUACGAGCACUUUGUCGAUCCCGCGACGUUCGAGUGGAAAGUUUGGCGACCACCGAAAUGGAACUACCCAAAAGGCGACAAACUCGAUUUCUCCAACUUGCUCGUACCGACGAUGGACUCGGUCCGAACUCUGUACUUGAUUGAGAACCUCCACAAGCAAAAGAAGCCGGUCCUCAUGGUCGGCGGCCUCGGUACCGCCAAGACGUCGUGCGCGCUCAUGUACUUCAACGAGCUCAACCCUGACACGAUGCUCGUGAAGCGCGUCAACUUUUCUAGUGCGACGACGCCCUUUAUGUUUCAGACCGCAGUCGAAUCGGAGCUCGACAAACGCGGUGGCAAGAGCUUUGGCCCGCCCAACGGCAAGAAGAUGACGAUCUUCCUCGACGAUCUGAGCAUGCCACUCGUGAACGCGUGGGGUGACCAGCCGACGCUCGAGAUCGUCCGCCUCAUCAUCGAGUGCAGCGGGUUCUGCUUCCUCUCAAAAGACCGGCGCGGCGACUUCAAGGUGUGUGAAGAUCUGCAGUACGUCGGCGCGAUGGGCCACCCGGGGGGCGGUCGCAACGACAUUCCCAACCGUCUCAAGCGGCAGUUCUUUCUCUUCAACCUCGUGCUGCCGUCGUUGACGUCCAUCGAUGACAUUUACGGCCAAAUGCUCGCCGGGCGCUUCACGCCCGACUCGUACUCGAAAGAUGCGAUCGAAAUGGCUGGCAAGCUCACGCGCGCCACGAUCGAUCUCUGGAACUACAUGAAAGCCAAGCUCCUCCCGACGCCGGCCAAGUUUCAUUACAUCUUCAACAUGCGCGAACUCAGCCGCGUCUUCCAAGGCGUGCUGUUGACGCCGGCCGAGACUUUUGCGUCGGGCGGCGGCUUCCGCGUCGAAGAAGGCAAGAUGGACAAGCUCGAUCAAGGGCAGCUCAUCGUGAUGGUGUGGCGGCAUGAGUGCGAGCGCGUCUUCUCCGACAAGCUGACCAACUACAAGGACAAGGAUGUGUACCAAGCGUACAUGCGUGAGCUCCUCAAAGGCCAUUUCGGUGACGAGAUGGAAGCCAAGGUGCGCCAACCCUUCUACAUGGUCAACUUUUUGCGGGAUCCCGCCGAGAACGAAGAAGGUGUUGUUGACGACUUUGUCCCCAAAGUGUACGAACCGGGUGGGACGCUCGAAGAGGUUCGGGCCCGCGUCAACCAGUUUUUGGCCAAGUACAACACCGAGUACCCGCAGCGCGUCAUGCGCCUCGUGCUCUUUGAUGACGCGCUCGGGCAUCUACUGCGUCUGUCUCGGCUUCUCGAAAUGCCACGCGGCUCUGCGCUCCUCGUCGGUGUCGGCGGGUCCGGGAAGCAGUCGUUGACGCGGCUUGCAGCCUACAUGGCGCAGUCGACCGCGUUCCAGGUGACACUCACCAAGACGUACAACACCAACUCGUUCAUGGACGACCUCCGUGUGUUGUACAAGAGCGCGGGGCACCUGAAGAAGUCGACGACGUUUCUCUUUACCGACUCGGAGAUCAAGAACGAAAUCUUCCUCGAGCUUCUCAACUCGGUGCUCAUGACGGGCGAAGUGGCCGGUUUGUUUGCAAAGGAUGAGAUGAUGGCCAUGACCGCCGACCUCCGGAACGCGUUCGUCAAAGAUCGACCAGGUCUCCCCGAUACGCAGGCGAACCUCAAACAGUACUUUAUCGACGGCGUCCGCGACAACCUCCACGUCGUGCUGUGCAUGUCGCCGCUCAACGCCAAGUUUGCCGAUCGCGCGCGCAAGUUCCCCGGCUUGAUCUCGGGCCCGACCAUCGAUUGGUUCCUCACGUGGCCCGAAGACGCACUCAUUGCUGUCUCGAAAGGCUUUGUCCUCGACUACCCAAUGGAGUGCGACGACGUGACGCGCCUCGCCUUGAUGACGCACAUGGGCAUGGUCCACCGCAUCGUCACCGACCUCUGUGACGAGUACUUUCAAAAGAUGCGCCGGCGCGUGUACCAAACACCCAAGUCCUACUUGAGCUUCAUCGAGUCGUACAAGAAGAUGUACAGUAUCAAGAUUGAAGAGAUCAAAGUGAAAGAGCAGCGCGUGAACCUGGGGCUCAAGAAGCUCAUUCAAGGCGCCGAAGACGUCAAAGCCAUGUCGAUCGUACUCGCCGACGAGCAAAUCAAGCUCCAAAAAGCGACAGAAGAGACGAACGCGAUGCUCCAGUCGCUCCAAGUGUCGUCGGCCGAGGCGUACAAGGAAGGCGAGCAGGUCGCAGCCAUCAAAGCCAAGUGCGAAGAAGACGCCGUGCGCAUUGGCGCUGAAAAAGCGGCUUGCGAGACCGACUUGGCCAAAGCCAAGCCGUUUGUCGAGGAAGCCGAGACGGCCAUCGACUCGAUCAAGCCCGCGCACAUUGGUGAAAUCAAGAAGCUCGCCAAGCCCGCCGAUAUCAUCCGUCUCGUGUUCGACGGCGUCCUCAUUCUCUUUCAAAGUCAACUCAACACUGUCAAACAAGCCAAACUCAACGUCGCCAAGCAAGACAUUGACUUUAUCGAGACGUCGUUCUCGCCCUUUGCGCAGCAAGUGAUGGGCGACAGCAACUUUCUCAAAAACGUCCAAACGUUUGGCGCUGUCGGGAAGGACAUGAUCAACGAAGAGACCAUCGAGCUCCUCUGUCCGUACAUGGAGCUCGAGGGGUUCUUACCGGCGGUCGCCAAGAACGCGUCGCUUGCAGCUGAAGGGCUCUGUACGUGGGUGCGCGCGAUGAAGUUUUACCACGAAGCGUCCAAGGUCGUGAAGCCCAAGCUCGAAGCGCUCAUGAUUGCGGAAGGCCAAAUGGAGGCCGCCAACAAGGCGCUCGCCGCUGCCGAGCUCCGCUUGCUCAAGUGCAAGGAGCGGCUCACGGAGCUCCAGCAGAUGUUCGAGUCGCAAAUGGCCGAGAAGAAGCGCAUCGAGGACGGCGCCAACGCCCUCGCGCGCAAGAUGCAGCAAGCGUCCGACUUGAUCAACGGUCUUGCGGGCGAGCGUGUGCGCUGGACCGACGACUCGAACAACUUUGCCGAUCUCAAGCGGCGCAUGGUCGGCGACUGCGCGGUGGCCUGUGCCUUCGUCUCCUACUGCGGUCCGUUCAACCAAGACUUCCGGCACUACAUGGUCAUGAACAAGUUCAUUCCGGACUGCGAGAUCCGCAGCGUGCCCGUGACGUCGGACCUCGACAUCAUCACGUUCCUUGUCGACAUUGGCACGAUCGGCGACUGGAACAUUCAGGGACUCCCGACCGACUCGCUCUCGAUCCAGAACGGUAUCAUGGUCACGCGCUCGUCGCGCUAUCCGCUGCUCGUGGAUCCGCAAGGCCAAGCGCUGUCGUGGAUCAAGAACCGCGAGGCGCUGCGCAUGCCCAGCUACGGCUCGACGGCGCUCAACCAUCCAAAGCUAAAGGACCAGCUCGAGUAUUGCAUGGGCGAAGGCCGUGCGCUCGUCAUUACGGGCGUCGAAGAAGACAUUGACCCAAUGCUGGACCCAGUCUUGGAGCGCCAGAUCAUCGUCAAGGGCCGAAGCCUCUCGAUCAACGUCUCGGACAAGAACAUGGAGUUCAACCCGGCGUUCUCCAUGUACUUUAUCACUCGCUUGCCCAACCCGCAUUUUGGACCAGAGCUCCAAGCCAAGACAACCGUGAUCGACUUUACUGUCACGAUCAAGGGUCUCGAAGAGCAGCUUUUGGGGCGUGUCAUUGGGAAGGAGCAAAAGGCCCUCGAGGAGCAGCUCGCCCAAGUGCUCGAAGACGUCAACCUCAACACCAAGUCGCUCCUCGCCCUCGAUGCGUCGCUCUUGGAGCGUCUCACGUCCAACACGGGCAACCUGCUCGAGGACGAAGAGCUCAUCGGAGUCCUAGCCAACACCAAGGAAAAAGCCGCUGAAGUCAAAGACAAGCUCAUUGCGGCCGCCGAUACGCGCAAAAGCAUCAACGAGAAGCGCGAGCAGUUCCGGCCCGUGGCGACGCGCGGCUCGGUCUUGUACUUUUCCGUCGUGGAAAUGUCGCUCGUCAACUGCAUGUACCAGACGUCGCUCAACCAGUUCUUGGCGCUCUUCAUGAAGUCGAUGGACGUGGCCGACAAGGCCGCGCUCGCCUCCAAGCGCGUUGCCAACAUCAUCGAGACCAUGACGUACAUCAGCUACCGCUACAUCAACCGCGGCUUGUACGAAUGCGACAAGCUCACGUUCAUUCUGCUCUUGACGAUGAAGAUUCUCGUGACCGACGGGCUCUUGACGCGCGAGGAGGUGACGCUGCUCAUUCGCGGUGGCGCGGCCCUCGACAUCAACACGGUCCGUCGCAAGCCCUUCUCGUGGAUCUCGAACGAAGCGUGGCUCAACAUCAUUGAGCUCUCGCAGUCGUGCAAGUUUUACACGUCGCUGCCCCACGAUAUGACCUCGAACGAGGCCAUGUGGCGUCGGUGGUACGAGGACAACGAGCCAGAGAACACAAUGAUCCCGGAUUACGAAAAUCGCAUUGCUGAAAACGAGUCGGUGGGGCCGUACUUGAAGCUGCUCCUCGUGCGCGCGCUGCGGAUGGACCGGACGAUCCUUUGCACCAAGGAGUUCAUUCGCAACACGGCGCAGAUGGGGCCGCGCUAUGUCGAGCCGGUCACCGACACGAUCGAGAGCAUCUUUGCCGAGAUGAAGGCCGACACGCCAGUCAUCUUUCUCCUCUCGAUCGGCGCCGACCCCACCGAGAGCAUCGAGCAGCUCGCACGCAAGCGCAAGUUCCCGUCGCCCGCGGUCGUGUCCAUGGGCGAAGGCCAGGAGCCCGUCGCUUUGAAAGCGAUCAACGCCGGCGUCGUCAACGGCACGUGGGUGCUGCUUCAAAACUGCGAACUCGGCCUCGAGCUCAUGGAGCAAAUGGAAGACGUCAUCUUCAAGCUCUCCGAGACGAUGGACGCCAACUUUCGGCUCUUCUUGACCGCGCUUCCGAGCGAGCAGUUCCCGCUCGGACUACUGCAAAUGUCGACCAAGGUGACCAACGAGCCGCCGCAGGGCUUGCACGCGGGCAUUCUCCGGUCGUUUACCGUCAUGGUCGACCAAGAAAAGCUCGAGCGCGUCGAGACGGUCCAGUGGCGCCAACUGCUCUUUGACUUGUGUUUUUUGCAUUCGGUCGUGAUUGAGCGCAAGAAGUUUGGGCCGCUUGGGUGGUGCAUCCCAUACGAAUACAACAACGGCGACCUCUCGGCGUGCACGAUCUUCUUGGAGAAGCAUUUGUACAACGGGCCGAUCUCGUGGCCGACGCUGCAGUACAUGGUCUCCGAGGUGCAGUAUGGCGGCAAGAUCACCGACAACUUGGACCGGCGCAUGUUCAACUACUACUGCGAGUGGUGCAUCCAGCCCGAAGCGUGCUCGCCCAGCUUUAGUUACAACCCGGGCGAGCCGAUCUUGCGGAUUCCGAACGACUUCAACUACCGGAUCCCGGUCGCCGAGAACAUUGACGACUACCGCAACUUUUGCCACAGCCUCCCGGACGUCGACUCGCCCGAGAUCUUUGGGCUCCACCCGAACGCCGACUUGACGUACCGCGUGAAGGAAGUCAACCUGCUCUUGGGUACGCUUGGCGAGACGCAGCCGAAAGGCGGUGGCGGGUCCUCUGGCGUCUCGCGCGAAGACGUGGUUUGUGAAAAAGCCAAGGAGCUCGCCGACCGUCUCCCCGAAGACUACAUUGAAGACGAUUAUAAGGCCAAGAUCCAGCGCCUCGGCGGCCUCACGAUCCCGCUCAACAUCUUCUUGUACCAAGAGAUUCAGCGUCUCCAGCGCGUCAUCUCCAAGGUGCGCACGAUGCUCUCGCAGCUGCAAAUGGCGAUUCGCGGUGAAGUCGUCAUGACCGAGGAGCUCAGCUGGACGCUCAACGCGAUCUUUGACGCCAAGGUGCCGCCGUCCUGGCUGCGCACGUCGGUCGGUGACGAGUUCUCUUGGAUUCUGCCAACCCUUGGGCUUUGGUUUUCAUCGCUCCUCUCGCGCGACGAGCAGAGCCGGAAUUGGCUCAACACGCGCCGCCCCAACUGCUUUUGGCUCACGGGCUUCUUCAACCCGCAAGGCAUGCUCACGGCGAUGAAGCAAGAGGUGACGCGCAAGCACUCCAAGACCGAUAAGUGGGCGCUGGAUGACGUCGUCUACCACACCGAAGUCACGACCUUUGAGCGCGCCGAGCAGGUGCGGCAGCCGCCCGCGGAGGGUAUCCUUAUCUACGGUCUCUUCCUCGACGGCGCGACGUGGAGCAAGCAGGACGGCACGCUCGUCGAGUCGGAGCCCAAGAAGCUCUUUACGUCGCUGCCGGUGCUGCACGUCAAUAGCAUGUCGAAAGAGCUCGAAAACAAGUCGCGCAAGGAGCUCUACGGCUCGAUUGGACCGUUCGAGUGCCCAUGCUACAAGUACCCGAUGCGAACAGACCGGUACAUCAUCUUUAUGGUCACGAUGAAGUGCCCUUCGAACCGGCCGCCACGUCAUUGGGGCCUCCGCGGUGUCGCGCUCCUCUGCAACACCGAGUAGUUGUAACCUCAUUUGUAUAUAUAAACUGCAUGCGCUGGAGCUCA